AUUCAAGCCGGUAGUUUUAAAGUGCUGGACCAACAUGGGCUUGAAGAUUAUAUUCGUAGCUACGAUUUUUCUCUGCAGCGCCAAAGUGAUUGCACAAGACAGUCAAGAAACAUGUGGAUUCAAUGCUGUUGCCACGACAACCAGUCAGCCAAUCACAUCACCUAAUUAUCCCAACAAUUACACAAACAAUUUAGAUUGUACUUGGACGAUAACUGCUCCUCCUGGAAUGAGAUUACGCUUAGAAUUUCAUAGCUUUUCUACGGAAAGAGAAUAUGACACUUUGUCUAUUUACAAAGGAAAUCGUAGAUUGAGGCAAUACAGUGGAUCAGUUGAAAGACUAGUAUAUAGAACUACCGAAAACAAUAUCACACUGAGGUUCGUUACAGACGGGUCCGUGACACGACCCGGUUUUAACGGAAGUUUUUUCACAUGGAUGGUGACCACUACCACAGCUGUGACUCGUACUAGGACCUGUGAUUUUAACUAUGUUGCCACGACAACCAGUCAGCCAAUCACAUCGCGUAAUUAUCCCAACAAUUAUCCAAACAAUGAAAACUGUUUUUGGAUGAUAACUGCCUCUGAUGGAAUGAGGGUUCAACUCAAUUUGAUCACAUUUGAAACAGAACUUAACGCUGAUUUCUUAACUGUUUCAAAUGGAGACACAAACUUAGCAAAACUGAGUGGGUCUUAUUCCAAUAAAAUAUUAAGAUCAGACAACAAUAGUCUCAUUCUAAGAUUUACAUCAGAUAACUCUUUAACGAAAUCCGGCUUCAAUGCAACAUUUGUGGAAUAUGAUCCAACGACCAUUGAAACAGCAGUAGGCAGUCAUUCAACAUGUGGAAAUAACCUUGUUGCCACGACAACCAGUCAGCCAAUCACAUCACCUAAUUACCCUAACAAUUAUCCAAACAAUGCUGAUUGUACUUGGACGAUAACUGCCUCUGGUGAAAAGAAAAUUCAGCUCACUGUAGAAAUUUUAUUAUCAGAAAAAUACUUUGAUUUUUUAACUAUUUUAAGCGGCGAUACACAGCUGGCAAAGUUAAGUGGAAUUCAGACAAACAGAGUUUUUACUUCAUUUGGAAAUAUUCUCACAGUAAAGUUCACAUCUGACCAAUCCAUCACUCAAUAUGGUUUUAGAGCUACGUAUAUUGAGCACACACCUCAAGCUAAAGAAAAUGAUUGUCACUUUAACCAAGUUGCCAUGACAACCAGUCAGCCAAUCACAUCACCUAAUUAUCCCAACAAUUAUCCAAACAAUGCCAAUUGUUCUUGGAGGAUAACUGCACCAGAAGGAAUGAGGGUUCAAAUCAAUUUUGCAAGCUUUGAUACAGAAAGUGAUUAUGAUAUUUUGACACUUUUCAAUGGAAACAGGCUGAUGAGACGUUUAAGCGGAAAUAUAAUAAACAGAGUUUACACAUCAAGAGGCAAUGUUCUAUUUCUAACAUUCAUUUCCGAUAGUUCUUAUGUAAGACCUGGUUUUACAGGGACUUAUCAAAUUUUUGUUAGAACUACAACAACUACGGUCACAACUACAACCUCUACAAUCAGUACUACACGUCUCCCCGAGACUUGUGGAUAUAAUGCUGUUGCCACUUCAACCAGACGACUAAUCACAUCACCUAAUUAUCCCAACAAUUAUCCAAACAAUGUCGAUUGUACUUGGACGAUAACUGCAUCAGAAGGAAUGAGUGUCCAACUCAAUUUAAUAACUUUUUUAUCAGAAAGAAAUUACGAUUUUUUAACAAUUUCAAGCAAUGGUAAACAGUUGGCCAGGUUAAGUGGUUAUCAUCCUAACAGAAAAUACAAAUCAGAAGGUGACAUUCUCAUUUUAAGAUUUACUUCAGAUCCGUCACGUGCCACAGGAAAUUUCAGAGCAACAUUUUCUGCAAUUCCAUCUCAAAAAUGUGGAUUUAAUGCUGUUGCCACUACAACCAGUCAGCCGAUCAUUUCACCUAACUACCCUAAUAAAUACCCAAACGAAGCCGAUUGUACUUGGACGAUAACUGCCUCCGUUGGAAUGAGGGUUCAAAUUAAUCUGCACAAUUUAAAUACUGAGAAAGUGUUCGAUUAUUUCAUAAUUCUAGAAGGAGAAAGACAGAUUGUAAGAUUAAGUGGCGUUGAAUCAAACAGAGUAAUCACAUCUUCUGGAAAUAGUAUAACUGUCAAGUUUACUUCGGAUAGAAGAGUUAAUGGAACUGGAUUUAAUGCUUCAUUUAUUGGUAUAUUAUUAUAUAAAGAUGCAAAAUAA
Messenger RNA from Ciona intestinalis (vase tunicate), 2248 nucleotides. Lineage: Eukaryota; Metazoa; Chordata; Ascidiacea; Phlebobranchia; Cionidae. The record is from RefSeq and is a predicted model, not a curated record.